Messenger RNA from Selaginella moellendorffii, 727 nucleotides. RefSeq lists its product as uncharacterized. Bases 46 to 525 code for a protein of 159 amino acids. Lineage: Eukaryota; Viridiplantae; Streptophyta; Lycopodiopsida; Selaginellales; Selaginellaceae. The record is from RefSeq and is a predicted model, not a curated record. The transcript has 2 exons.
UGCCGCCCCACAAACCAUUCCCCGGUGCCAGUGAUUCGACUCCCAAUGGAGAGCACUCGAGCGACGAGACUGAGAAAAACUUUAGGGUUCUCAACAUUAGGGCUCUUGGGAUUGGAGGGAAUGGGAGAGGGCGAUGGCGAUCUGGAGGCCCUGGAGGAGGAGGUGAGAGAGAUGGACGCGCGCGUCAAGAGAAUGCGCAGCCAAGGCCCCGCCAGGUUUAAAUCUUUGCUCCAGGACCAUCUUGUCAAGCUCCGGCCCCCUCCAACGCUAGAGCCGCCGCUACACACGCCAUAUCUCGAUGGAGUAAAUGGUGAUUUGUCUGCGAUCCAGACCAGACGGUUGGAGGUUCUCAAUUCGCUUCCCGGAUUGCUGGAGCGCAUCAACAAAUGCACGGAUGAUCUCUCCGCCACUCUCGCCAAGCUCAAGCACAAGCGAUCUUACGACCUGGUUUUCGAGCUCCCGCAUCCAACACUACCCGAGGAGGAUGGCGAUGGCAGCCUCGCCAGUCGAUUCUUUCCAACUUAGCCGCCGUCUCUCUCUCCUGUACAAACAAGGAAGAACAGCACAGCGAAUUCAUCAACAGGGACAGUAAAAGAACCAACAAACACAAGAAAAUUACUAUACUACCACCUCGUCGGCAUUAAUUUGCUUGUAUCCUUCUGACUUGUAAGUGUUCUCUCGUUUGUAACAUUCGGUUUCUGUCCGUCCAUUGAAUGUUUAUCAAUCA